ACUUGAGGCUGUUCGUUUACGAUAGUACUGCACGCAAGUCUCGAGUUCUAAUCUCCGGCGGCUGAACGCUGACGUAGACCUGAAUCACAAAGAUGCGGUAUAUGAAGGAACCACAGGAGUAUUACGUCGCAGGUAUCUUUUUUCAGCUGUUUUCAAUCAUAACGUGUACAACAGCAAGGUGACCGAGAAGAGGGUUAUGGAUGGCAGGAGAGGCUGAGUCCAAGAGUGUGAGGAUAAAUCCGCGAGGCGAGUGACAGGCUGACAGCUCGUUUCCCCUCCUUAUCCUCUACGCUACCGACAAACAUUAUCCAAGGCAUCCCGCACAUCCAUCCAACUAGAAUUAUAUCAGCAGAGCUCCAAGUCUCGACUGAAGCAGUCAGUUAUUGAUAAAAUCAACCAUAAUGCCAGCGCCAGUAGCGGUGUGCGUUGUUGCGGCUAUCGCAGGUGUUGCUGCUGUCAUUGCUUUCCACGAGUUCGUCUUUGAACCCCACAUUGCCCCUGCUAUUGAGCGUUGGGCAGAGAACUUCCUCGCCGACCGUCGUGCUCGACGCAGAGGUCCUAUUCCUUUGCAAUCAACCCAAGGGUCUGGGCAUGGAGACCCAGGGCCUAGUGGUGUUGAUCUGAAGAGAAGGACCCCUGCGGGAGAAGAAGAUUCUGUCGAACUACAAGGGUUCAACCUCGAUGAAUGGCGGAACCAGGUCCAUCGCACCACCCCAGGCACGGGUAUGAGGCGGAGAGGCGGAGUAAUUCCUGACACAGACGAAGGGAGUAUAUCUAGCACAAUGGACGAGUCUUUCUCGUCGCUCACGCACACUCUUCUCACACCCACCCAUUUCAUUUCCAAUGUCUCCUCCCCAUUCGCGGAGGCCCUCUCUGUUUCGACCCGCACGCCCAGCUGCUCCCACUCCGGUUCCACUCCCCGUACAAAUCCUGCCUACUCUACCCUCCCAAUCUCUCCGGUUGUGCGCACGCCCAUGCGCUCUCACGUACCAUCGAGCAGGUCUUCUCUGCAGCACUCGAGCUCAAGCUCGCACAUCAGCGUGGGUAUGCAGGGCAGCGGCGCCAAUGCGAGGAUGCACGAGGAUAUGAGCACAAACACUAGCAUCAUGGAGUCACUAUCAGAACGUUAUCCUGCUCCGCCCACUCCCCCUGUCAUGCUCUCGCCACCUUCAUCACACACUACCUUCUCCUCCCCAAGCACAGACAUACUGAGCCUUGGGAGCAAUAGCCGCUCCGGCUCUCCACUUGACUUAACCUCUCCGCCUGUUCGUAUUAGUGAGGUGCACCUCCCCCCGUCUGCAUCCCUCUCCGGUGCUGCGAGCGCACUAUCUCCCUUGAUGAGUGAGCACGAGUUCAUAGUGUUUGGCGAGGCAUUAGAUCCGGAUGGGGUGGCUUCACGAAGCGGAAGUGCGCAUUUGCAUAAUCCGUUUACUGAUUUUGACGAGGAGGGUUCCGACAGUGGUAGUGAAGGGAGUUGGAGACGGGUGAGUGUGGCAUACCGCAGGUGAUGCUUGUUUUGAGGGCGAGUAUAUCGUACUAUCAGAAUGGUGGUGUAGUGUGCGUUGUUCUUUUUUCUCUUUCUUUCUACUAUCUGAUUAUCUAUUUCGUUGUUAUCUCAUACUGGUUGUUCUGCUGCUCUUUUCCUUCGCAUUGUAACUUUUCCCUCAUUGUGCUCGUUGUGAACCCAGUCGUGUAUUAUGCUGCAAC
This is a messenger RNA of Suillus discolor, 1707 nucleotides long. RefSeq lists its product as uncharacterized. The record is from RefSeq and is a predicted model, not a curated record. Bases 402 to 1508 code for a protein of 368 amino acids. NCBI's taxonomy places the organism in Eukaryota, Fungi, Basidiomycota, Agaricomycetes, Boletales, Suillaceae. The transcript is spliced from 4 exons.